This is a messenger RNA of Acanthosepion pharaonis, 903 nucleotides long. The record is from the annotation of a GenBank genome assembly. NCBI's taxonomy places the organism in Eukaryota, Metazoa, Mollusca, Cephalopoda, Sepiida, Sepiidae.
AUGAUUUUUCUUUCAAGCAAAUUAAGCCAGUGUGGCCUGUUUGAUCUAUCUAUCUAUCUAUCUAUCUAUCUAUCUAUCUAUCGGUUUGUCUGUCUGUCUGUCUGUAUAUAUAUAUCUAUAUAUAUCUAUCUGUCCGUCUUGCUGGCUGUCUAUCUUUAUCUAUCUAUCUAUCUAUUCAUCAUAUCUACGUCCGUCCUUUCUUUAACCCCUCCCUCUUUACGUGUUCUCUUUUUUUUUUUUUUUUUUUUUUUUUCUUCCUCCGUAACAUCUAACCCGCUUUACUGCAGUGGCCUACAUUUUCACAAGUGCUUCUUUUUUUUUGAACUUGUGCCCCCUCCUUCUUUCUUUUUCUGGCACUUGACCUUCUCUGCGAAGAGCGAGCCCCCCCUUUUUAUCUUACCACCUUCAUACUAUCGGGUGCUACCAUCGAAGGGACGGCUACUUAUCUUUCCUUCCCUUCUCGCCAAUCUCGGGCAAAUAAACUACAUUUCUUUCUUCUUUUUUUCUCUCUCCCUUUCUCCCCCUCUCUCUCUCCCUUUCUCCCCUCUCUCUCUCUCUCCCUUUCUCCCCUCUCUCUCUCUCCCUUUCUCCCUCUCUCUCUCCUUUUCCCCCUCUCUCUCUCUCCCUUUCUCCCCUCUCUCUCUCUCCCUUUCUCCCCUCUCUCUCUCUCUCCCUUUCUCCCCUCUCUCUCUCUCUCCCUUUCUCCCUCUCUCUCUCCUUUCUCCCCUCUCUCUCUCUCUCUCUUUCCCCUCUCUCUCUUUUUUCUCCCUUUCUCUCCCCUUUCUCCCUCUCUCUCCCUCUCUCUCCCCCUCUCUCUCUCUCUCUCCUCUCUCUCCCUCCCUUUCUCCCCUCUCUCUCUCUCCCUUUCUCCCCUCUCUCUCUCUCCCUUUCUCCACUCAGUAA